CUUGAUAUUUACUAUGGCCGUAUGAGAACAAUACAUAGUAUUUCUCCUGUAAAGGAAAUUUCCAUGUCCUUGUAUGACAUCCUGUGUCCAACCUUACGAAAGACUUCUUUCUUGUCACAAGGCUUUUGCCUGUGUGUGGAACUUGGCCGGAAAAUCUGUAAGUGCGGCUCGAUAGCCAUUGCUGUAUGUACCUGAUUUUUUCUGGAACUAAUGUCAAGUUACAGCAUCGUACUCACGUUUUUUUCUGUCCAACUUUAUACACGAUCCAGGAUCGUGUUCAAAACUUCGGGUCAUGGACCUACCACGGUGAUUCAAUUGAUAAGAUGUUGAAUACAACGAUUCGAUCCAAUAUGCGGUCCGAGAGCCCAGAGACAGGCCAUGCCCCACGAACUAUCCGAUCUUCCUCCCUCAUAUUCACCGGAUGUCGCGAAUCGUGAGCUUCUAACUUGUGGGACGAGUUCCACAUUCAUCUCCGAAUUGUCG
Lentinula edodes (shiitake mushroom) is the source of this 483-nucleotide messenger RNA. RefSeq lists its product as uncharacterized. Lineage: Eukaryota; Fungi; Basidiomycota; Agaricomycetes; Agaricales; Omphalotaceae. The record is from RefSeq and is a predicted model, not a curated record. The coding region runs from base 186 to 437 and encodes 83 amino acids. The transcript has 4 exons.